This is a messenger RNA of Ictidomys tridecemlineatus (thirteen-lined ground squirrel), 9663 nucleotides long. It is a transcript of the gene Atp8a2, whose product is annotated as ATPase phospholipid transporting 8A2. Gene Ontology annotation, cellular component: plasma membrane; trans-Golgi network. Gene Ontology annotation, molecular function: magnesium ion binding; ATPase-coupled intramembrane lipid carrier activity; ATP hydrolysis activity. Lineage: Eukaryota; Metazoa; Chordata; Mammalia; Rodentia; Sciuridae. Gene Ontology annotation, biological process: phospholipid translocation; neuron development. The record is from RefSeq and is a predicted model, not a curated record.
CGUUGCGGCACGAACCGCGCAGCCUCCGCGGCUGUGGGGCACGGGCGCCGGCGGUCCCCGCCCGUCCGUAGCCCAGAGAGUCGCCGGCUCUCCCAUGGCCCUCGCGCCGCGGUCCCUGUGCCCAGCCUUGCGCUCAGCCUUCUCCGCUCACCCGGGGCGGCCGAGUCAGCGACACGGGCGAGAUGCUGAAGGGUGCAGGCCUGGACAAAGCUCUUAAGAUGUCCCUGCAGCGGAGGGCGAGGAUCGGCUCUUCUGUGGGACCUGUUCGUUCUUCUGCGGGCUAUAAGAAAGCAGAGGAUGAGAUGUCCCGGACCACGUCUGUUGGAGAUCAGCUGGAGGCAACGGCCCGCACCAUUUACCUCAACCAACCGCAUCUCAACAAAUUCUGCGACAACCAGAUCAGUACAGCCAAGUACAGUGUGUUGACAUUUCUACCUCGAUUCUUGUAUGAGCAGAUUAGAAGAGCUGCUAAUGCCUUCUUCCUCUUCAUUGCCUUAUUGCAGCAAAUUCCAGAUGUAUCUCCAACAGGAAGAUAUACCACCCUGGUGCCAUUCAUCAUUAUUUUAACAAUUGCCGGCAUCAAAGAGAUUGUAGAAGAUUUUAAACGACACAAGGCAGACAAUGCAGUUAACAAAAAGAAAGCAAUAGUGCUAAGAAAUGGUAUGUGGCAUACCAUUAUAUGGAAAGAGGUGGCAGUGGGAGACAUCGUGAAGGUCCUCAAUGGACAGUAUCUUCCAGCAGACAUGGUCCUGUUCUCCUCCAGUGAACCUCAGGCAAUGUGUUAUGUCGAAACAGCUAAUCUAGAUGGGGAGACGAACCUUAAAAUACGUCAGGGUUUGAGUCAAACUGCUGACAUGCAGACGAGGGAGGUGUUGAUGAAAUUGACAGGAACCAUAGAAUCUGAGGGGCCUAAUCGUCACCUCUAUGACUUCACCGGUACCUUGCACUUAGAUGGGCAAAGCCCUGUUGCCCUUGGGCCUGACCAGAUCUUAUUAAGAGGUACACAGCUUAGAAAUACUCAGUGGGUCUUUGGCGUAGUUGUUUAUACCGGACACGACACCAAACUCAUGCAGAAUUCCACCAAAGCACCUCUCAAAAGAUCAAAUGUUGAGAAAGUAACCAAUGUGCAGAUCCUGGUGUUGUUUGGCAUCCUCUUGGUCAUGGCCUUGGUGAGCUCAGUGGGGGCCCUGUACUGGAACGGGUCUCAUGGUGCAAGUAAUUGGUACAUCAAAAAGAUGGAAUCAAGCUCAGAUAAUUUUGGAUACAACCUAUUGACGUUCAUCAUCUUGUACAACAAUCUUAUUCCCAUCAGUCUGCUGGUGACUCUUGAGGUUGUAAAAUACACACAAGCCCUUUUUAUAAACUGGGACAUAGAUAUGUAUUAUGUAGGAAAUGACACUCCUGCAAUGGCCAGGACCUCAAACCUUAAUGAAGAGCUUGGGCAGGUAAAAUAUCUUUUCUCUGAUAAAACUGGAACUCUUACAUGUAAUAUCAUGAACUUCAAGAAGUGUAGCAUUGCUGGAGUAACCUAUGGUCAUUUCCCAGAAUUGACAAGAGAAGCAUCCUCAGAUGAUUUCUGUCGGAUAUCCUCAGCGCCUAGUGAUUCAUGUGACUUUAAUGAUCCCAGGCUGUUGAAGAAUAUUGAGGAUAACCAUCCCACAGCCCCUGUUAUACAGGAGUUCCUCACCCUGCUGGCUGUUUGCCACACUGUCGUUCCUGAGAAGGACGGAGAUGAGAUCAUCUAUCAGGCCUCUUCCCCAGAUGAAGCUGCUUUGGUGAAAGGAGCUAAGAAGCUGGGCUUUGUCUUCACGGCCAGAACCCCAUACUCAGUCAUCAUAGAAGCGAUGGGAGAGGAAAAGACAUUUGAAAUCCUUCAUGUCCUAGAAUUUUCCAGUGACAGAAAAAGAAUGUCUGUAAUCGUCCGAACUCCAUCAGGACAACUUCGACUCUACUGUAAAGGGGCUGAUAAUGUCAUUUUUGAAAGACUUUCAGAAGACUCAGAAUACAUGGAAGAAACAUUAUGCCAUCUGGAAUAUUUUGCCACAGAAGGCUUGCGGACUCUCUGUGUGGCCUAUGCUGAUCUCUCAGAGGAUGAUUAUGCAGAGUGGCUGGAAGUCUAUAAGGAAGCAAGCAUCAUAUUGAAAGACAGAGCUCAGCGAUUAGAAGAGUGUUACGAGAUCAUUGAAAAGGAUUUACUGUUACUUGGAGCCACAGCCAUAGAAGAUCGUCUUCAGGCCGGAGUUCCAGAGACCAUAGCAACUCUGUUGAAGGCAGAUAUUAAGAUAUGGGUAUUGACCGGAGACAAACAAGAAACUGCAAUUAAUAUAGGCUAUUCCUGCCGAUUGGUGUCACAGAAUAUGACCCUUAUCCUAAUGAAGGAGGACUCUUUGGAUGCCACUCGGGCAGCCAUCACCCAACAUUGCACAGACCUUGGAGAUUUGCUGGGCAAGGAAAAUGAUGUGGCUCUAAUCAUCGAUGGCCAUACCCUCAAGUAUGCCCUCUCCUUCGAAGUCCGGAGAAGCUUCCUCGAUUUGGCGCUGUCUUGUAAAGCGGUCAUAUGCUGCAGAGUAUCUCCUCUGCAGAAGUCUGAAAUAGUGGAAGUGGUGAAGAAGCGGGUGAACGCCAUCACCCUGGCCAUCGGGGAUGGUGCCAAUGAUGUCGGGAUGAUCCAGACAGCCCACGUGGGUGUGGGGAUCAGUGGCAAUGAGGGCAUGCAGGCCACCAACAACUCGGAUUACGCUAUUGCACAGUUUUCUUACUUGGAGAAGCUCCUGCUUGUACAUGGAGCCUGGAGCUACAUCCGGGUGACCAAGUGCAUAUUAUACUGCUUCUACAAGAAUGUAGUCCUCUAUAUCAUUGAGCUUUGGUUCGCCUUUGUUAAUGGAUUUUCUGGGCAGAUUUUAUUUGAACGUUGGUGCAUCGGCUUGUACAAUGUGAUUUUCACCGCGUUGCCACCCUUUACCCUGGGAAUCUUUGAGAGGUCUUGCAGUCAGGAGAGCAUGCUCAGGUUUCCGCAGCUCUACAAAAUCACCCAGAACGCUGAAGGCUUCAACACCAAGGUUUUCUGGGGUCACUGCAUCAACGCCUUGGUCCACUCCCUCAUCCUCUUCUGGUUUCCCAUGAAAGCGCUGGAGCAUGAUACUCCAUUCAGCAAUGGUCAUGCCACAGACUAUUUAUUUGUUGGAAAUAUUGUUUACACGUACGUUGUGGUUACAGUUUGUCUGAAAGCUGGUUUGGAGACUACAGCUUGGACUAAAUUCAGUCACCUGGCUGUGUGGGGAAGCAUGGUGAUGUGGCUGUUGUUUUUUGUCGUCUACUCAACCAUCUGGCCCACCAUCCCCAUUGCUCCAGACAUGAGAGGGCAGGCAACCAUGGUCCUGAGUUCUGCAUACUUCUGGUUGGGAUUAAUUCUGGUUCCUACUGCAUGUUUGCUCGAAGAUGUGGCAUGGAGAGCGGCCAAGCAUACCUACAAAAAGACGUUGCUGGAGGAGGUACAGGAGCUGGAAACCAAGACCAGAGUGAUGGGGAAAGCCAUGCUGCGGGACAGUAAUGGAAAGAGAAUGAACGAGCGUGACCGCCUGAUAAAGAGGCUCGGCAGGAAGACACCCCCGACCCUCUUCCUUGGUGGCUCUGUGAACCAGCAGUGUGUCUCACAUGGGUACGCCUUUUCUCAAGAAGAACAUGGAGCUGUUUCUCAGGAAGAAAUAGUGCGUUCUUAUGAUACCACCCAAAGGAAACAGAGGAAGAAAUAAGAUACAACCUCUCCUGAUGGAUCCGAGGGAAGAGAUGUGGUUUGUGGCACCAGUGUUAACCCAUCUUUGUGAGAAGAGACUGGCGUCAGCAGCCAAAUCACCAGAGAACACAUUUCUGUGGCCUUAGCCAACCAGUUUGUUAGUUGUUUAUUCCCUCGCAAACCUGGAGUAGAGACCGACCGCAGGGGAAGCCAUUUUUUCCCUCCCCAUUUGUCUGCAGUGCUUGGCCUAACUUCUGUUUACGUUGUUAUAAAGCAUUCAACUGUGCUCCGUGAGGUGUGAAAUUAAAAACAUUAUGUUCCACCGAUAUUUAAACAUCAGUACUAGUUGUUCUGGGAGGAGGGGAAGGGAGUUUUAUGUUGCGUGAGAGAUCCAUCUUGGUAAUUGGAACAGGGCGCCCUUACUUCCUGUUUGGUUAACUCACAGAUUGCAUCCAACGUGGGCAGCAUGCAAACUUCACUUUAGGCAGGUUGCUCACCCGCUUUCAUUCCUAUUUUGUUUGUAUGAAGUUGGCAUAAACUUCUUGAUUGCAAUGAAAUCAUAAAAUGUCUAUAUCUGGGAGGUAAAUUUAAGAACCUUUAUUUGAACCUCUUGGCCACAGUCCCAUCAGGACGAACCAGUCAGUGUACCAUGGACUCUUCUACACCCUUGCCAGGUGCCAGCUGACUGAGCCUACUAUUGCUGUCCAGGUGUCCCUUAUCCUCAGACCUUCUGCAUAGCUGGCCACUGGGCUUGGUGCAUGGCAGCCGGUGGGCAGCUGACCCUAAUCAGUAAUUUUCCUUGUUCCACUGCAGUUCUGACUUUUUGUUCUAUAACUGAACAAAAACAUAGCUCUUCUGAAUAUAUCUUAGAUUUCUAUCUGCCUCUUUCUGACAAGGGGGAAUCCCACAGAUCACAGCGAUGGUCAAACCCCUUGCCCUGGUCAGCCUCUGAGUACUCACUCAUUUCCCAAUUUCCAACCACCAAGCCUUUGGCAACUGCUUCAAUUAGAAUCAAUGCUCGUUUCCUUGAGAGUUCAGAGCACAUUUUAGACUCACUAUUGGGAAACAAAUUGAGUUUAUAAGACCUCUGUACAGUGAAGGAACACACCUCUCACUCUGUAGCUGUAGAAUCAAAGAAUUCACAAACCCAGAGGAAUAGUAUAGGACAGUGAAGGAGAGGAGUGAGGGAGACCCCACCUGUCCUCGGAAGGUGCUGAAGGGCAUACUAAUGUGGGAGGCAGACACAGUGGACAUAUCCACCAGAUCUUUUCAGAACUCUGGAGUCACACCCUGAGGCCCCUACAGUUGUCAGGAUCAGCCUCCCCUGUAUGGGAGCUGAAGCAUGACCUUGCCGUUCAGUUUAAUUUUAAAAAAUUCCAAACCUUUCAAUUAAAUACCUGUAUUUGAAAUAUUGACAUGAUUUCCUUUUUUUUUGUUGUGGUGGUGCUAGGGAGUGAACCCAGGACCUUGUGCAUAUGAGGCAAGCACUCUACCCACUGAGCUAUAUCCCCAGCCCAUGAUUUCCUUUUUUUGUCCACUUUGUUUUAGACACGGGGGCCUUUCUUAAAAAUAGUGCCCUGAAUUCUAAGACAAGGAAGGGAAGGCUCAGUCACUGACUCCCCAGCUGCAGUCCCACAUCUCGAAUUGGCAUGAGACCUGGGUACCUCCAAGUAUGUGUGUGAGAACAUGGGAGCCCUCAACAAAUGGCAGGCUUGGAGGCAUGUUCUCUCUCUCCUCUUUGCUUUGGUUGCCAAACCUGAUUUUAGGAUGGCUUAAGGUAAAUACUUCUGGGUAACUUGUACUGGUUAAAAUGCACCGUUCCUCUGGGGAUGGUUGUACUAACCUAGAAAAUAAAAUAAUAGUGCACUUUUCUUUCUAACUAUUACUGGAACAUUCACAACUCAUGAACAUGGAAAAAACAGAAUAAAUUGCAUUGAUGAAGAAAACUAAUCCUCCUUUAUGAGAUGACCAGAAUACCGAGAUGCAUUUAACAGGGGAGGCUCAGAAAGUUACCAUUUCUUACUUCCUAAGGUGAACAAAACAUUUUUAAAUAUCAGAGCACCCAGCCAGUUGAAUUUUUCAAGGACUGACCUGCAGGAACGACAGCAGGAAAUUGGCUUCCAAUUAACACAACGAACCAGGUGUAUGUCUUUAUUGCACACCCAAAAAGAUGGUAGCUGAAAUACAGAAAAGGAAGGAGAGUUGGAAUUCAAUGUUCAUUGGGCAUCUUCACUAUUUGGUUUCAUUUGGGAACUAAACCCAUUUGGAAAGAUUGAAUUAAAAUUCAAUUUUUGUCAAACACUUAGCCCUUUCUUGAAUUUGAAGUCUUGUUUGUGUUUAUAGGGUUUGAGGGUUUUUAUUUAAUUUUUUUUACAUUAAAGUACAGUCAUAUUUUCUGGGAUUGAAGUCGCAUUUCCUCCUUUUUUGAGAAGUAGACUAAACAAUCUUUGCAAUAAUGAGGUAUGCACACGGAAGAAAACAUUUCUAGAAGGGAUGCCUUUCUAUUUAUUCUCUGUGUGAUUAAGCUUUCUUACAGCCGAAUGACUAAAUUGGGUUUCUAGGCAAGGCAGCUGUCAAGAGGUGUGAUGUAUAAUAUUUAGCUGGGGCCAACUCAGGGGCUGUGUCAUUUGUCCUAUCUUUAAAUUGAGGUCAGAGUGUCACACACAACCCCUCUCCGGGGAGCCGAGUGAGCUGGACGAGGUUGCAUAUGCUGCCUGUCAGAUCAGUAGAAACGUCACAUGGGACUUGUCACUCUCCACACAGUAAGUGACUCUCAGACUAGUAGGUCAAACUUGGUCAGCAACAUGGGGCCUUAGGCUGAGCUGGCAGAACCCAGUCAGGCCAACCCCUAGGCUAGUGCUAUACCCAGUUACUGUGUUGUUUGAGGCUGUGUCCUGUUCUGGCUAACUCUGCAAACAAGUGAGACCAGCCAUCCUCUAAAACGAGUUCUUGGUUCCUCUGCAUGGGCACUCACUUGCAACAUUGACUGUAGAAAAAACACAUUGUAAAGGGAAGGGGAGAACAGAAAGAACCACCUCUCUCUGCUUGGCAUUCUGGAUUCACUUGGCACGGCUGACGGCGUGGGCUUUGUAAGAAUUUGGGGAGUGUAGCUAAUGUCUGUCCUGACUCAAUGCAGACUAUUCCAGACUUCUUGACCAGUAUUAUUUUCUCCCAUCUCCCUAUGUAUAGGUGCAUACACUAAAACAAAAAUGUGAUGCCUCUUUUGGAUCAGUAUCAUAUAAAACCUGUGCUUUGGAGAAAGGCGAUGGAUGGUGUUUUGUGAACAUUUUUUAGAGAACUGUCCUAAAAAGUGAAUCUGUGGUUCAGCCGAGCUCGGCUGAGAACUCUGUUGACAUUUCCUUUUCCUUGACAAGGAUUCAGGUCUGCUAUAGGAAUCUGAUAGUGAAACUCAGUAAUAACAUUUUAAGAAGCAGUAUACGAUGGGGGGGAAAGUGAGUCUAGGUAACUAAUGUCUGAAAAUGCCUAUGGACAUACAGAUUAUAGGCUUUAAAAUUGAAUUUUCUUAAAAAUUGUCUUGGUCAGCUUCUGAGUACAAAUGGAGUUAUAAUCUCCUUUUGUUAUAACAAUGACUCUCUACCUUUUUAUAACCAUAAGAGUGAGAAUUUCUAUCAUCUAUCCAUGUUCCUAGGGAUUUAUAUCUUGAACCAUAAGUCAAAUAGAAUGUUUGCAAGACUUUGCUGUAGGAGAAGGUAGUCUUUAGUUUUGAACAUGUGAAAGGACUCCACAUAUUUCAGCCAGGGUUUGAAUUACUGCCUAGGGUCAUUGUCCCAAAGUAAUUCAAGGAGUGAUUUAGCUUCAGCAUUUGAAAUGUAGCCUUCAUCUCCUGGGAUCCAUAAAAUAUGUGAGCAGGGAAACCAGCUAAGCACAACUUGAAAUAAUAACUUGGCAAAGGACUGAGUUUAUCAGGUCAAAUCAAAAGACAGCACCCCCUCUCAUCUCAUAAAUACUUUCUUUAUGCAAAUGUUUAAAUUAGUGAACAUGAUAACAACGGAGAGAGUUAAAAGCCUCCUCCCCUCCAAAAAAGAAUGUGCAUUAAUUGGCUUUGUUGGCGAUUCUUCAUUGGUUCCAGGUAGUUAUUAUUAACUCAUGCUAGCCAUUUCCCACCCUGAAGGGGCAUGGACAGCAGCUAGGUGGGUUUCUGAUGGAUCAUAGUAACAAGGGUCUAAAACCCCCACAAUGACACUAUUAAGUACUCUUAAAAGAAAUAGACUAGGAACAUUCAAUUUGAUGUAUUGUGCCCUUCAUUUAUUCAUUCUUUUUUUCUCAGCAUCUCAAGUUGUUCAGCAAUACACAUUUCCAUUCCACUCACGUGAAUUUACCUAAGCUCACUGGAUAUCAAACUUCUGACCAGUGCUUUGUUCAAAGCUCUCUGUCAGUUUGCUAGGUAUGAGUGAUUUCGUCAGUGGGAAGAGAAGGGUAUGAAACCCACAUAAAUCUAAGUGGUCAGACCUUACAAACAAAUGGAAGCAGAAAAGAGGGGUGAGCUCACCAGUUACCCCCACCCCCUGUAUGAUCCACAGCCAUUAACCUUAGAUGAACACCUUGGCUUUCCCGAAGGAGGGGAGACAAAAGGGUGAUUCUUUUUGCACACAGUCUGGCUCCCUUUCAAAUGACAAUCUCUUGGUCUAGCUGCUUUUGAGAUACCUACUCUGCUCUCUCUCCCAGGCGUCAGACCAAGAAAAACACGCUCAAAGAUUAGCCCAUAGGCGUUUCUUCUGACCUGGCUAAAGAAAGAAAGGAGACCUGUUUGUUUUAAAAGUCAGGAACAAAAUGUCAGGUGGCUGUGAUUUAUGGCAGAAAUGGAAGAAAGUUGAAAUAAUAGCACUAUCCAAAUAACCCUGCCCAGGAAACACAGGGGUCAAGAGAGCUUAUCAAGAGCCUUAUUUAGGUAAGCUCUUCCCUGCAAAAGCGAAAAAGCCCGGAAGGUUCUGGACCCACUUGCCCUAAGAUUGGAUCCACUUGUGUUCCUUGAGAAGCUUGGUAUGUGGAUACAGGUGAAACACUAACCACCAAUAGAAAAAUAGAAAACCUAGCCAGUCAUGGAGUUUCUUUCCUUCCAACUAGAAGCCUGCACCAUAUCCCUUAAAUAUAUACAAUUAUUAUGUGUCAAUUUUUUUUUUUCCAGAAAAGAAAUUGCUUUGGGGCUAGGGGCAUAGCUCAGAGAUAGAGGCCUUGCCUAGCAUGAGUAAGACCCUGGGUUCCAUCCCCAGCAGCACAAAUAAAAAAAAAAAAUUUAAAAAAGUUUUUGCAACAGUGAAGUCAUGUUUGUUUUUUCACUAAUAAAAUGGAUUAAGGACUGAAACCUCUGCUGGCCUCUCCUGCGUCUUCUCCCAUGUUGUCAGUGAUGGCCAAAUCCAGGGGUGUGUCAGGAUGCUUGUGUGCAGGCCUCCCUGUCCAGGUCAGUGUGACGGCAUGGACAGCUGCAGGGAUGGGGCCCUCGUUCCUCUAGCUCACAGAAUUGCCAUUUGAAUGCAGCAUCUUUGUGGUCUUUCUCCUGAGAGCAAAGCCAUGUGUUCUCCUGUCUCUUGUCACAUCUGCGCUGUGAUUGCUUAAAUAUCGUUGGCGAUUGGGAGGUUUUAAUCUGGUUAUACAGAGGGAAGUGGGCUUAUGGGGGCACAUUUAAUUGGCUCCCAGCAGAGCAGGGAGAGCUUCCAUGUUAUGUGGGGGUUUUUGUUCCCUCUCUCUAGAAGUAUAACCGUUUUGCCGUCCUAUUAACGUCCCCGGUUGUUAAAUUACAGCAGCGCAUUGAGUGGAGCUGGGGUCCCUCCUGGAGUGAAUACAAAUGAAGGGCAUCUACUUGUGUGUUUAGAGGUGUUUGGAGAAUUUAGUGAUUUGUGGCUUUGAUCAAUCCUGUUGACUGGUGUAUGUCUGCACAAACCUGUUUCAAAUAAAUCUUUUGUUAAAGUAAA